Messenger RNA from Perognathus longimembris pacificus (Pacific pocket mouse), 5658 nucleotides. RefSeq names its product rubicon autophagy regulator (gene Rubcn). Gene Ontology annotation, biological process: negative regulation of endocytosis; negative regulation of autophagosome maturation. Gene Ontology annotation, molecular function: phosphatidylinositol phosphate binding. Gene Ontology annotation, cellular component: early endosome; late endosome. The record is from RefSeq and is a predicted model, not a curated record. The coding region runs from base 188 to 3085 and encodes 965 amino acids. The transcript has 20 exons. Lineage: Eukaryota; Metazoa; Chordata; Mammalia; Rodentia; Heteromyidae.
GGAAGUGAAGGUGGCAGGGUUAGAAACCACAGCUGAGGCAGCCCGUCAUUGACGUUGACGCCGCCUGGUUGUAGUGCAUGACUCGGAGCCCACCAGCUGUGGGUGGGCCUGGCGACGAUCUGGGCGCCCUGAAGGACGAAGCGCCGGGACGCCUCUCCCCAUCAGGGAGGCGGCCACACAAUCCCGGAUGCGGCCGGAGGGCGCGGGAAUGGAUUUUGGCGGCUGCGAGGAGCACCUGCCCGAGCAUAGCAGGAGGGAGCACUGGCAGUUGCUGGGUAAUUUGAAGACUACUGUGGAGGGUUUGGUGUCUGCCAACUGCCCCAAUGUUUGGUCUAAGUAUGGUGGCCUGGAACGGCUUUGCAGGGACAUGCAGAGCAUUCUCUAUCAUGGGCUCAUCCAUGACCAGCAGGUGUGUUGCCGCCAGACAGAUUACUGGCAGUUUGUGAAAGAUAUCCGUUGGCUCAGUCCCCACUCGGCCUUUCAUGUGGAGAAGUUCAUCAACUUGCAUGAGAAUGGCCAAAGCAGUGCUGACGGUGUGAACGAGCAUGCUGUUGCAGAACUGUGGCUGCAGCACAGCCUGCAGUCCCACUGCCUCUCAGCCCAACUCCGGCCUCUGCUUGGAGAUAGACAGUAUAUCAGAAAAUUCUACGCAGAAACUGCUUUCCUGCUAAGUGACGCCCACGUCACCGCCAUGCUCCAAUGCCUGGAAGCAGUGGAACAGAACAACCCUCGCCUCCUGGCUCAGAUUGAUGCAUCUAUGUUUGCCAGAAAGCAUGAAAGUCCACUGCUGGUAACAAAGAGCCAGAGCUUGACAGCUCUCCCUGGCUCCACAUACACUCCUCCAACCAGCUACACUCAGCAUUCCUACUUUGGAUCCUCCUCCAGCCUCCACCAAUCCAUACCCAACUCUAGUAAAGAGAGAAGAGCUACUUCCUCUUCACUCCCUGGUCCUCCCCAGAAUCUUCAAGAAGAUAGAAGACAACCAUUACCAGUAGAGGAUCAAACCAUCCAAGCCCCGCUGCUUUCAGAUUCUGCACAAGCGCAGGAUUUCCCAUCAACCCCAGUUGAAAUGAACUCAAGCACUGUGACUAGCCCCUUAGAGGCAUCCUGGGUCAGCAGCCAAAAUGACUCCCCAAGUGAUGCCAGUGAAGGGCCUGAAUACCUGGCUAUUGGCAACCUGGACCCCCAUGGCCGGACUGCCAGCUGUCAGAGUCAAAGCAGCAAUGCAGAGAGUAGCAACUCUAAUUUAUUCUCCUCCAGCAGCUCUCAGAAGCCAGAUUCUGCUGCUUCUUCCUUAGGAGACCAAGAGGAAGAUAGGCAGAGCCAACCAUCCAAUGUCCUUCGCAGAUCCAGCUUCUCAGAAGGACAGACAGUCACUGUCCACCCUGGGUCAAAGAAGAGCCAUAUUCGCUCCCAUUCGGAUACCAACAUUGCCUCCAGAGGAACCCCAGAGGGUGGUCAUUACCUGUGCUCAGAAGGCAUGUUCCGAAGACCCUCAGAAGGUCAAUCUCUCAUCAGCUACCUCUCCGAGCAAGACUUCGGCAGCUGUGCAGACCUGGAAAAGGAGAAUGCUCACUUCAGCAUCUCAGAAUCCUUGAUUGCUGCCAUUGAGCUCAUGAAAUGCAACAUGAUGAGCCAGUGCCUGGAAGAGGAGGAAGUAGAGGAAGAAGACAGUGAUCGAGAGAUCCAGGAACUGAAGCAGAAGAUCCGCCUUCGGCGCCAGCAGAUCCGCACCAAGAACUUGCUCCCCGUGUACCAGGAGGCUGAGCAUGGAAGCUUUCGAGUCACCUCCAGCAGCUCUCAGUUCAGUUCUCGUGAUUCUGCCCAGUUCUCUGACUCUGGCUCUGUUGAUGAGAUUGAUGAAUUUGAAAUCCAAGAUGGUAGUGAAGGAUCUAACCUGACUCACAUAUCAAAGAACGGACUCUCGGUAUCAAUGGCCUCCAUGUUCUCAGAUGCUGAUAUCAGGAGGAGAGCUGUCUCCAACAGCAAGUCUUCCAUUCCCUCCCAGUCCUUCUCCCAUUGCUUCCUGCACUCCACAUCUGCUGAGGCAGUGGCCAUGGGGCUCCUGAAGCAGUUUGAGGGGAUGCAGCUUCCAGCGGCCUCUGAGCUAGAGUGGCUGGUUCCAGAACACGAUGCCCCUCAGAAGCUCCUGCCCAUCCCCGACUCACUACCCAUCUCACCAGAUGAUGGGCAGCAUGCAGACAUCUACAAACUGCGGAUCCGAGUCCGUGGCAACCUGGAGUGGGCUCCACCACGGCCUCAGAUCAUCUUUAAUGUUCACCCAGCCCCAACGAAGAAGAUUGCUGUGGCCAAGCAGAAUUACCGCUGCGCAGGAUGUGGCAUUCGCACUGAGCCUGAUUAUAUCAAGCGGCUACGGUACUGUGAGUACUUGGGCAAGUAUUUCUGUCAGUGCUGCCAUGAGAAUGCCCAGAUGGUCAUCCCCAGCCGGAUUCUGCGCAAGUGGGACUUCAGCAAGUACUACAUCAGCAAUUUCUCCAAGGACCUGCUCAUUAAGAUCUGGAAUGAUCCUCUUUUCAAUGUGCAGGACAUCAACAGUGCCCUCUAUAGGAAGGUCAAGCUGCUCAAUCAAGUCCGGCUGCUGCGGGUCCAGCUGUAUCACAUGAAGAACAUGUUUAAGACAUGCCGACUGGCUAAAGAGCUUCUGGAUUCCUUUGACACGGUCCCAGGCCACCUGACAGAGGAUCUCCACCUGUACUCAGUAAAUGACCUGAUUGCAACCAAGAAGGGGGAGCUGGGGCCCCGGCUAGCUGAACUCACCCGCUCAGGGGCUGCCCAUGUAGCGCGCUGCAUGCUCUGUCAAGCCAAGGGCUUCAUCUGUGAAUUCUGUCAGAAUGAGGAUGACAUCAUCUUUCCUUUUGAGCUGCAUAAGUGCCGGACCUGUGAAGAAUGCAAAGCAUGUUACCACAAAGCUUGUUUCAAGUCUGGAAGCUGUCCCCGGUGUGAGCGGCUGCAGGCCCGGCGGGAGUUACUGGCCAAGCAGAGCUUGGAAUCUUACAUGUCAGACUAUGAGGAGGAACCCACCGAAGCCUUGGCCCUGGAAGCCACCGUUUUGGGGACCACCUGAAGAAGGCACAACCGGCCCUCUGUCUAGGGGCUAGGGGCACACAUGAUGCAGAACUGAGCCACCCUUCACGGACAUUCCCCACUUGGGGAUUUUAAAAAAAUUAUUAUUAUCAUUCUUCUUAUUUUUAAUAACUUGUCUGACAUCCAGGUAGAGUCCACCUUUGUUAGGUUGAUGGGUCCAGUCCAUGUGACAAAUACCUGCAAGCACCCAGCAUUUCCAUCAGAACUGACACAUGGUCCCUAAGUGAAGCUCCAAGUGCCUCUGUCAGGGGAACAGACAGAGAACCAAGUCUUCGACACCUGUGGGCUUUUCCACCAGGACCAGAUCUGGUGGCAGCUGCAUCUCCAGUAUCAUUUCCACAUGUGUUUCAGUUCUGGAGCUUCUCUGCCAGAUUUUUCUUAACCAGCCCUCUGCUCCUUUGCUGCUAAGACAGGGGGAUGGAGUUUUCUCUCUCCUAGCCUGAAAUAGAGUCAGACUUCCGCAAGGAGAAGCAGCAGAGGAUGGGGUUACACUGUGGCCAUUCUGUUGAGCUUGUUUAGAGAUUGGGGUGGGGGUGGGGUGGGGGAGCAUAAAAGUGGAAUCAUUACUAUCCUAGAAUCAUCAGAUACCUCAAGGAGGCAGCCAUGACUUCCCUGUUUGAAAUAUUCUAGGCAUAGAUGAAAGCACAGGCUGAGACUUUCCAUACCUUGGUGAGCCUGAAGCAAAGAACAGAGCUGAGGCUCGGGCCAGACCCACUUGUAACCUGUCCUGAGGCUGCAUCUGUUGGUUACAGAGGUUUUAUACAGUUGGAGAAGCUGUUGGCCUUUUCUUGAGUGUUAUGGUCUCUCAGCCUUGCUCUUGAGUAUGGUCUUUCAAGUUCAUCCUAAGGUGAUGACAGAAACCCCAUGUUCCUUCUGAUCAGUGGGGGUUCUGUCCUGUGAGAUGGCCAUUAUAGUCCUGAGUGAAGGUAUGGCCCCAGUCCAGUCUCUGGCCCUUUUCUGUACAGAGCUGGGAUCUUCCCUGUGGGCUGAUCUCUUGCCUUAAGUUUCCUUUCUCAAAGUUGGGGGAAAACUUUCCUGCUUGUAGUAGUAUUAGAGAAUUUGACAGUGUGUGAAUAAUCCUGCUUUCUUGGGAUAACAAGAGCCUUUAUGCCAAUUAUGCACUUAAUUCUUUAACCUGGUAAUGUAUGUUGAAUCAUAUCACUGUAAUAUACUUUGCUCCCAUAUUUUAAUAUAAUUUUGACAGGAAAGUUCUUGGGCGGGACUAAGCAUAUGUUUGUGAAGCUCUUUAACUUGCUAGAAGGUCCUGACCUCCAUGUGAAACACUGGUCAGGGUUGCUUUUCCAAAGUCUGAACUAAAGCCUACAUCAUUUUGCUAGACUAACUUUUUUUCUGAUACAUGUAGUUAUUGGUAGUAGGGGGGAAAAAUUGGCUUAGACACUCUUCCAAGAAGCCACAAAGAAAGUUGCACAUGAUUGGUGGCAGUAGAUGAGUACCUGAACUGGAGGUGACCUGUGCUCUUGUAAAGAGGUAACAACCAAAGCAAAGACUCAGCCGGAACAAGAGGGAGCCAUAGGAAUUGGCCCACGAUGUUGGUUCUGCCUUGCACUUGGGAUUUAAUAUCUCCGUUAAGGCUGGAAGACCCAGACUAUUCUCCUUUCAGUUCAUUGUGGAAGCCAAGGCCCAGCCCAGUUUUGAAGGGCUGACUAGAAGCCCCUUCAUCCUUUCAAGGAGCUUUGGGAAUGAACCCACAAAACUCUAGUCUCACUAAAAUAUGCCUCAGAUUCAGACUCAGGUUUGUAAAAAAUGUAUAUAUGUAUAUGGUGAGGUUUAGGGCUGGGUCAUGGUUUUGGUGGCAGAGUAUUUGCCUAAUAAAUGUAAAUUCCUCAGUUCAAAUUCUAGUACCACCAGAAAUAAAAUGGUGAGCUUUAAUCCCAGUUUUGAUUUAAAUUUUGAGCCCAGGUCAUUGAAAUGACUACACUGGAGGAGAGUCCUACUGUCUUGUGAUCCUACUACCUAUGUCAUACCAACAUAGGAUCAAAGCUGAAGUAAACCAUCUUCCAUGUUCCUGUUUUUUCACUUUCUCUCCCCCUCCUCCACCCCCUCCUAUCCCACAAAUUGCAUAUGUGUUAGUGUCCACCCCUGGUACUAUGUGUUCAGUUCCCCAUUUAUUUAUUUCUUAGGGAGCGGGAGAGAGAGGGGAAUGUUUUGAAAGCACUUUUUGCAACUUAUCAGUAUGUGAGAAUCCUCUGCUGUUGAGGGGAGAAGCUUCUGAAUGCACUGAAAAGAGUUCCUUCAAAGUGACAGGGAGGGAAGAAGUGUUUUAGUCUGCAUGGAAAGGAAGGAUACCGUUUGCUUACAAGGUGGAGACAAGAUUCAAGGUAUUGCAGAAGAGUGGGAGGCAAAUGUUUUCCACUUAAAUGAGGCAGUCAUUGACUUUCUCUGUCAAGGUUUUAGAGCUUUUAUGGAAUGAACAUAGAGCAAGAGUCCAGAUAGACAUGUUUUAUGUGUGUAAUUGUUUUGAACUGGAUUUCCACUUGCUGUAGUUGGUGCACAGUUCUUCAUCAUCAUCUUGAAUAAACUAAAGAAAUUAAA